Molecule: messenger RNA, 237 nt
Organism: Symbiodinium sp. CCMP2592
Lineage: Eukaryota; Dinophyceae; Suessiales; Symbiodiniaceae
Source: the annotation of a GenBank genome assembly
AUGUGGAACCCAGGCCAGCCCCUCGUCGCAACGGGCCGAUACAUGCUGACGGAAGCAUCGUGGAAGGCCAGGGCCAGUCAGCGACUCCGUCCACAGCAGGGCCGUGGGUUCUGGGUCUGGUGGGUUGUGUGCGGUGAGGCCGUACUCGGAAGAUUUUUCAUGCGAGUUGGUGUCAGGGGCGGCGGUUGGUUGGGGUCGGCAAUACUCGUAACUCUCCCUCUCCUGCCUGUGACAUGA